CAAACCGUUUUUGUUUGAAAAAAAUGUGUAAAUGAAUAAAAGGCAUAUAUCUUGCAACACUAUUUUAGUCAAUCUGGUCUGAUCUUGUCAAACAAAUUCUGUUAUUUAUUGGCGGUUAUCGAGAACGACAAACGCUUCUUGAGACAUAUGUUGCAUUUAAAAUUAAAGUGUAAGAGUGGCUCUUUCAGUGUUAAUUUUUACUAAACGUGUUUAAAUUUAUUAUGUUAUACGAAGAUAUGUUGCACAUUUUGAAAGAAAUUUUGCACAAAUUGGGGGUUUUAUCUAUCGUUACCCUCCUUUUAAGUUGUUUAAUGUUUUGGAGCAGCGGAUUCCUUGCCGCACUCGGUGUCUUCUUAACUGGCCUCUCGGUGAUUCUGUAUAUUGGACAAGAUCUUUUCCUGUACUACCCCAGAAUGCCUCCGGACUCCAGGCAAUUUGUUUUACAACCUAGUAAUUUCCAAUUGCCUUAUGAAAGCUUAAAAAUAAAAAAUAAAGCCGGUGUUAAAAUUCACAUGUUUCUGAUUAAACAAGAAACAAACUGCAAUCAUAUUCCGACGAUGGUAUUUUUUCAUGGAAAUGCCGGCAAUAUGGGUCAACGGUUACCAAAUGCUUCCGAAUUGUAUCACAAAUUGAAUAUCAACAUAUUGUUAGUAGAAUAUAGAGGUUAUGGUCUGUCUGAAGGAUCCCCAUCUGAAAAAGGUCUCUACGAGGAUGCACAGGCUGCUUUUGAUUACAUAAUAGAAAGAUCUGAUAUAGACAAGAAAAAGAUCAUAGUGUUUGGCAGAUCAUUGGGUGGCGCUGUAGCUAUAGAUCUAGCCUCCAGAUUCAAGUACAGAAACAAGAUUUGGGCUCUUAUUGUAGAGAAUACUUUUACAAGCAUUCCGGAUAUGGCCAAGCUGCUUAUGCCAUGGAGAAUUUUAAAUUGGCUGCCCUAUUUAUUUCACAAAAAUAAGUAUAUGUCUUUGAGGAAAAUGGGCCAUGUUGUGGCACCGACGUUAGUAAUUUGUGGUACCCAGGACGACUUAGUUCCACCAACAAUGUCUACUGAUUUGUACACAAGGUGCGGAGCUGUUUGUAAGAAGAUAGUUUUAAUUACCGGAGGUGGUCACAACGAUACCUGGGUUUGCAGAGAUUAUUACAGCACAUUACAACAAUUUCUAAUAACCGUUCCAGCCCUACCGGACCAAGUAAGUCCUUACAUAGAUGAAAAUAAUGAAGUUCCCUCCCAAAGUGAGCCUACAAUACAAAUAGUAUAAAUUUAUAUACUUGUACAGUAAUGCAGAUGUUAUCAAAUAGUUUUCAAAUUGUAUAUAAACCUUUAUGAAAAUUUAGUACAAAAACGUGAUAUUUUAGCUAAACCUAUACAUGUUUAUAUCAGAGUUUUAUUCAUAUUUUUUGAGUACAAUAAAAUUGCUCUGUUUUAUAAUGUAAAUAACUUUUGAAUUCCAUUAGUGUCUAAUUUUAUUCUGUAUGUACGAGUUAAGGUUAUGUUAUAAUUCUUACUUUGUUUGGGCCCUGUAUAAUGCUUCAAGAUCACACACCAAGCAUCAUGCUUGCGCAGCAGAAGCGAUGGAAUCGAACAUCCAUCUGUUGGCCUUAACAUAAUUAUAAUAUUCAUCAUCAUCACCCCUACCUUAUCCUACUCCAGUAGGGGCGGCGCACCGGAUUUUCGUCCUUCAAAGCACUCUUAUCAUCCGUCAUCUUAGUCAUCACUCCCUUCUUGAUCAUGUCAUCUUUCACGCAAUUAGAGAUGGGCAGAGGGAAAAAACCCAACAGGAAUAAACCCGGGUUUUUUCCCAUUUUUGAAAAAACCGGGUGUUUAUGCGGGAAAAACCCAAUCGACGGGUAUUUUCAUUAUUCAUCGUAAUUAUCAAAAUCUUGAAAAAAUUACCUUUUUUUUACUUGUAGUACAAGUGCAGUGAAAAAUAGGAACUGUAUAGUAUACAGUAUAGAUAGAAAAAUAAGCAAUAAUAGGUAUAGAGGGUUAUUGCUGAUUGGACGUAUUCCUGUUAGGAGGUAAUAGAGGGGAUCAUUUUUACCCCUAUAUGCAUUAUACAAAAGUUAAUCGUUUUCGAGUAAUCCUUAUUAUUCGAUUUUUCAAAAUAAACGGAAAACGCAACUUCAAAAAUUUAUUUAAAAAAAAACUGUUAAUGAUAACUAAAUGCUUUAAAAACAUGAAAAAUCUUCAUGGAACUUGGUAAAAACAUGCCGGUUUUUUAAGCUCUCCAAAAAUGCAUAAUAACUAGGAACUUGCUCCAAACACACUGAAAUAUACACAUGAUUUCAAAGGAAUCAAGCGGUAUUUGUAGUCGAACGGUUGGUUUUGAAAACGACUAAUAAACCAAAAAUACAUUUUUUUCAAAAAUCGAAAUAUCAAGAUUACUCAAAAAUGGUUAACUUUUGUAUAAUGCAUAUAGGGGUCAAAAUUAUCACAAAUGAUCUCGUCUAUUACCUCUUAUUUUUUAUUUUUUUGCCUGAGCGGAAUGCCUUACGCAUACUCCGUACCUCGGGGCAGGCACGAGAGUUAUUUGGAACUCCCCAUAAUGGGGCAUACCCACUAAACCUCUCUGUUCCCUGCUGGCCUUUGUGUGGGGCGCCACGGGAUCGCUAUGGAUUGCUACCGCGACCGCCCCGAGAAGGGGCCAGUA
This is a messenger RNA of Papilio polytes (common Mormon), 2648 nucleotides long. It is a transcript of the gene Bem46, whose product is annotated as alpha/beta hydrolase domain-containing protein 13. The coding region runs from base 222 to 1256 and encodes 344 amino acids. Lineage: Eukaryota; Metazoa; Arthropoda; Insecta; Lepidoptera; Papilionidae. The record is from RefSeq and is a predicted model, not a curated record. Gene Ontology annotation, cellular component: membrane. The transcript has 5 exons. Gene Ontology annotation, molecular function: palmitoyl-(protein) hydrolase activity.